Molecule: messenger RNA, 2280 nt
Organism: Symbiodinium sp. CCMP2592
Lineage: Eukaryota; Dinophyceae; Suessiales; Symbiodiniaceae
Source: the annotation of a GenBank genome assembly
AUGCCGAGCCAGCACGUGCCCGGAAAGGGAUCUUUGCAGACGCUCCGCACUAAGGUGCAGACCGGCCACAUGCGCUCCGCGAAGAAAGGCUGCCGCGGCCGCGAACUGACCGCAGAGGAGCUCGAGGCGUGCAAGCGGGAGCUCGCCGAGCUGGAGGCCAAGCGCAAGGAGGGCAUGGAGCACCGCAAGAAGGUUGCAAAGGAGACCCUCCAGAACACGAGGGAUCUCAAGCAGGGCCAGGCCGAGCUGAAGCAGGGCCAGGGCGAGAUCAAGGACGGCGUCGGCCGCAUCGAGCAGAAGCUCGACCGCAUCCUCGGGGCCGAGGGCAGCAGCCAGCACUACAGGGAGCUGGCCAAGCAGGCGGCCAAGCGCGAGCGCGAGGAGGACAAGGAGGCUGCCAAGGAGGCCGCCAAGCUCCAGCGCGAGGACGCCAAGGAGCGACGGCACCUCCGCAGCGGGCUGACCAUGGAGGAGGGCGACCGCAUCGUGGACGACGUCCUGGUGAAGGCGGGCGUCAAGCUGGAGGGCUUCGAGGGCCACGACCUCGGCGGGAAGUUCCAGCUUGGCGAGCAGAUCGGCUGCCGCCUUUCGAUGGUGGGGCUCGAGCACAUCGUGGUCCAGUUUUCGAACGUGGACGCCUUCUCGCCGAGCUGCGUGGUGCCGUUCGGGAUUCAGAAGGCCAUGGCUUACGUGCCGGGCAACAAGCGCUACGUGGAGCUGCAGGCGAUUGGAGCUUGCUGGUCUCCCAAGGAUGGCGGCAAGGCGCUUCCUAGCUCCGCGCUUAUCCGCCUGUGGCUGCCCGUGAGGAUGCUCGAGAGGCUGGACCUUCCACUCAAGAAGGAGCCGAAGCGCCGACGCACCGAGGAGGCCGCCGAGCCAGCAGCCCAGCCGGCAGCCAUGGAGCCCGCAGAGGCAGCGCCUGCAGAGGCAGCGCCCGCGGAGCAGCCGCCACCGGCGCCACCAGCCCCCAAGCCACCCUCCCCUGAGCCAUUAAGCGCGGCUCACGAGCAGCUUCCCGAGAUUUUGGUCCACGGGGUGCGCUGCAGCCACCUGGUGGCCGACUACUACAUUGUCAAGGAAGUCGAGAAGAUGCUCGACUACCUGCGGGGUGGCGAGGCCUUUCCCGAGCUGUUGGAGAUCGUUUUGUGCAUUGAGUCGACGAGCCCCCCUUUGGGUACCUUCUAUGGAAUGCAGUUGAAGCCGGAGAACCGCUCCCAGGUGCCGAGCACCUGCGCUCAGCUGCGCCUGAAGUUGACCUUCGAGCAGCCUGCCGAGCCCUCAGCCGCACCCAUGGUCGAAGCAGCGCCCGCGGAGCCAGCGCCUCAGCCACCGGUUACCAUCCGCGGGAUGCGCUGCAGCUACCAGUCGGCCAACCACUACGUUGUCAAGGAUGUCGAGAAGAUGCUCGACUACCUGCGGGCCGGCAAGCCCUUUCCCGAGCUGCUGGAGAUAGUCGUGUUCAUAUGUCCACAGUCUACUGGCCGCGAGCGUCACAUUGACAUGCUGGGCAUGCCUGCUUUCCGAGUGGUGAUCAAGCCGGAGAACCGGUCUCAGGUGCCGAGCCACUUCGCCGAGCUGCGCCUGAAGUUGACCGACGACGAGAGUUGGCCCGCCGCCGAGCCGGCAGCAGCCGAGGAGCCAGCCCCUCAGCAGCCUGCCGAGAAGAAGCCCGAGGACUCUGAGGACAGCUCGACGCGAGCCGAAACGGAGCCCGCGGAGCUGCCUGCCAUCCAGGACGCCGAGCCCGCAGACGAGGAGCCCGCCCAGACCGUCCGCAUCUUCGGCGAGCAGGGCUUCGACGUCGAGAUCACCGACAAAAUCCUCAGUCGGGUUUCGGGCGACCUCUUCCACGCCGGGCAGGUCCUGGAGAGGCUGGGGUUCAGGGCCACUUUGCAGCUCUUCAAGGACAGCCGCAAGCUGGGCACGCCCCAGAUCUUCGAGAAUGUGGUCCCGGAGAUGGUGGAUGACCGCCGCAGCGGCAAGGCCUUCAAGGUCGACGGCAGCAUCGCCAAGGUGACGCGGGUCACUCUGCUCUUGGAGGCCCCCACCUUGCUCAACGGGUUUUACGGCUUCUGGUCUGACGGCCGCCGCGAGAUCAUCAGCGACUUCGAGGCGCUCCUCAUGGCCGACCCCGCGCCCUACGGCGUAGAGAGCGUGGAGACCGUCGACGGGGAGACUUUGCUCUUCGAGCAGUACGAUCCGGACACCAAGACCCUCCGUUGCGAGGGCAUGCGCGAUGUGCCCCUGAGCCAGGUGACCCUGCUCUUCUGCGACAUGUGA